AUACCACUGCAACUUUAUACAUAUACCCAGGCCUCAUUGAUACAAUACUAGACCGUCGAAGACUCAUUCAUGAUGUCGACUCACCUUGCGAUACUGCCACUUGACAUUAUUGACACACUGACUGCGCGACUAAGUCAAGAAAAUCGCCCUCCCGGCCAUGCGACUCGAUUUCUAAGACUUCCACACCCGCGUACAGGUGUCGCUUCACUGUUCUUUCUCCAUGAUCAACACGCACAAGAUGAUACCACAAAGAAGAGUUCCAUAUUAGAGGUGCAAGCUAUAUCCCCGACAAAUGCGCGGACCUGGUUCAUAGGAGAGGGAGUUGUUGCUGAUGGAAAGCUCAUAGUGAUGACGCCUAUGGACCCCAUGUUUUUGCUCAUGUAUCUUUUGCGUGUUCCACAAGCGCGCGACGGAUCGAAAGGCAACUUCCGGCCCAUGCAGGAUAUCAUAGAGGAAGUCUCUGCGACGAUUGCUGAUGCUUCCGAGAAAGAUGCUCAGAAGGAUCCGUCAUUAAAUGUCUCCGCAGAUGACAUCAUUUCCUUUCUGUCUCUGGAUCUUGUCCAGUCCUCUAUAAAGCGUGUUUGCGACGUGAAGAUCAUAACGGAUGAGAUUACUGUGUACAGAUAUUCUCAUGACGUUGUGCUGGAAAAUCUCAAGGGAAAAGUAGGACGCUUAUCCGACCCCAGGGUUGCUGAGAUGUCUCGCACUCUGGUACGGAGCCUUGCGAAGGAUGGUCUGAUGGAUGAUGGAAAAGAGGAACUACUUGAAUUGGGACGGAUCAAGUUAGCCUGUGAGUUGCUAUCGCAAUACCUCCCCCGGGAUAUAUUGCAGCACUUGAUUGCGUCUUACGAUCUCUCCAAACUGGACGCUCAUGUGAAAAUGGUCAGAGAUGAAGAACUCGCUUUGCUCGCCGUAGCUCCCGACACCAAGAAGAGAGCAAAGCCUGCAAAAUCCGUCGCAGCUGGCGAUAAAAAUCAGAAGAGGAAAAAAGAUACCAAGGCUACUGCGAGUGCUGACGCUGACGCAGCUGACGAAGGAGAUAAGAAGAAGAAAAAAGAUGCCAAGUCGUCACACGGUGUAGAGAAGCUGAAGAAGGCCAAUGUAGCAGGGAUGUCAAAGUUGUCCACAUUUUUCACGAAGAAAGCUGGAUAAUUGCAACUUCGAGUCAUGCGCCUCACGCUUGGCCACACGCCAUGAUGCUUAGGCCGCGGUUGGAUCUGUUAGCUCAGGAAGAUAAUAUGUUAUUUAUUUUCUUCCUCCGAUCUCAUGGCCUCCGCAAGUACAUUUUCACACUGAGUCACUGACGAUUACUAUUCGGGAACGCUCUUGGAAAUAUGUGAAUACCCAUCAGGCUGCCACGAGUGUUGCUUUCCUUGUUUGUCUCGAGCAAGGUCUUCAUUACAAAC
Suillus discolor is the source of this 1406-nucleotide messenger RNA. Its product is annotated as ribonuclease H2, subunit B. The record is from RefSeq and is a predicted model, not a curated record. The coding region runs from base 70 to 1152 and encodes 360 amino acids. NCBI's taxonomy places the organism in Eukaryota, Fungi, Basidiomycota, Agaricomycetes, Boletales, Suillaceae. Gene Ontology annotation, biological process: ribonucleotide metabolic process; RNA catabolic process. Gene Ontology annotation, cellular component: ribonuclease H2 complex; nucleoplasm. The transcript is spliced from 8 exons.